CACAUUUGCUUCCAAUGGCUCUCCAGGGAAACGUAGCAAUCUUGACGCGUCUGCAGGACACAGCGUCUGCCGUGCAACAGUUCAAACAGACAAACCCGCAGGUAGCGGACGUGACGGUCCUCGCUGUGGCGGAGGACUCGGAUGUAACGCAGACUGUGACCAGCAGCAGUGCCUCCGCAAAGGAGAAUGCUUUCGACGGCAUCGUCUCGUUUAGUGAGCAGACGGAGGAGUUAGGUAUCGAGUUGGGUGCCGUGCUGCCUCUGCUUAAGACUGGCGGUGUAUUGCAACUGCACGUGGCCAACGUGAAGGAGGAGAAGAAGAAUGCUAUCCUCAUGGCGCUGAUGAUUGGUGGCCUUGUGGACACCUCCGACAAGCAGGAGAGCAGCCCGUUCUACCCUGAGUUCUCGGAUGCUGUAAGCUUCACGUCGAAGAAGCAGUCGUUCGAGAGUGCGGCCAUUCCGCUUGCUGUAAAGUCCACAACGACGCAGCCUAUCAAGAAGUGGACGGUGUUGGCGGACGAUUUCGGUGACGAUCAGGACGAUGACAUUAUCGAUGAGGACACUUUGCUUGAUGACACAGACGAGGUCCUGCAGGCAGCUAAGGCUGAUUGUGGCGAUGCGGUCGGUGGAAAGAAGCGCGCGUGCAAGAACUGCACUUGCGGUUUGAAGGAUGAAAAUGACAAGCCAGUCAUGUCGGAGAAGGACCUAAACAGUCUGGUGUCUGGAUGCGGAAACUGCUUUAAGGGCGACGCCUUCCGAUGCGGUAGCUGCCCGUUCCUGGGCAAGCCUGCGUUCAAGCCGGGCAUGGAGAAGGUUCUACUGAAUCUGGAUAGCUCCGACGAUAUCUAAAUACCCACGUGCCUCGGCUAAACACAGUUGAAGAUCACCUGACUACUUACAGCGCGAGGCAUGCUACAUGACCAGUUGAUUCAUUGUGAUCGUGCUGAGACCAUAAGAAAACGCAUCAUUAGUCCACUGCAU
Phytophthora infestans T30-4 is the source of this 980-nucleotide messenger RNA. RefSeq lists its product as uncharacterized. Bases 15 to 848 code for a protein of 277 amino acids. Gene Ontology annotation, cellular component: cytoplasm. Gene Ontology annotation, biological process: iron-sulfur cluster assembly. NCBI's taxonomy places the organism in Eukaryota, Oomycota, Peronosporomycetes, Peronosporales, Peronosporaceae. The record is from RefSeq and is a predicted model, not a curated record. The transcript has 3 exons. Gene Ontology annotation, molecular function: iron-sulfur cluster binding.